Populus trichocarpa (black cottonwood) is the source of this 1957-nucleotide messenger RNA. RefSeq names its product crocetin glucosyltransferase 3. The coding region runs from base 214 to 1827 and encodes 537 amino acids. The record is from RefSeq and is a predicted model, not a curated record. The transcript has a single exon. NCBI's taxonomy places the organism in Eukaryota, Viridiplantae, Streptophyta, Magnoliopsida, Malpighiales, Salicaceae. Gene Ontology annotation, molecular function: UDP-glycosyltransferase activity.
CACCAACGCGGUUUCCCUCUCUCUCUCUCUCUCUCUCAUGAAGGCAUGGCCUUCUGCCUAACUAAAAAAACCUAACAGUCAAGACAAUCCUUAGCUAAUCCCUUUCUUUCUCGUUAAGUCUUCUUGAUCUCCCACCUCCUAUAUAAAAAGGUUGGUGAAGAAGCAAGAUCUCAAGGUAGAUUUAGGGAGACAGAGAAACCAAGAGUAUCGGUAAUGACUCAAGAAAUAUGGGUUUUUCCAUUUUUUGGGCAGGGCCAUCUCCUGCCAAGUAUGGAACUCUGCAAACACGUCGCAUCAAGAAACUUCCGAACCACCCUUGUCAUUCCCUCCAACCUCUCCUCCAAUAUCCCCUCCUAUCUUCACCAGUAUCCACUUCUUGAAAUAGCUGAGUUACCCUCUUCUCCACCACCUUUACAGCAGCCAGGACCUGACCCGCCUUUCCCCCCUCAUAUGCACCACAACCAGAUGGCACAAGGCCUUGAAAACCUCCUUUCAACCAGAUCACAGAACCCGGACUCGGGACUACCCGCGUGUGCUAUUGUUGAUGUUAUGAUGGGCUGGACUCUUGAAGUUUUUGAAAAGUUUGAGGUUCCAACCGUUGGGUUUUUUACAUCUGGUGCUUGCUCAGCAGCGUUGGAGUAUGCAGCGUGGAAGGGCCACCUGGAUGAACUGAAGCCCGGGGAGAUCCGUUUACUCCCUGGAUUACCAAAGGAAAUGGCUCUUACAGAUUCCGACCUUAAAAGUAGGCGGCAUAGGCCUCCAGGUGGUAGAGGAGGUCCGCCUGGCCUGGGUGGACCUGCCGGUCCGAUGGGUGGUUUUCCUAGACCACCAGGUGAUAUGGGCCCCCCGGAAAUGACGGGCCCACCAAAGCUCGGUGGACCAGCCGGUCCGAUGGGUGGUUUUCCUAGACCACCAGGUGAUAUGGGCCCCCAGAAAAUGAUGGGUCCACCAAAGCUCGGUGGACCACCACCGUGGCUGGAUGAAGUUAGGGGCUCCAUCGCGUAUAUGAUCAACACAUGCGAUGAUCUUGAACGUCCAUUCAUUCAAUAUCUAACUGAUCAAGUUGAAAAACCAGUUUGGGGUAUUGGCCCGUUAUUACCCGAACUCUAUUGGAAAUCGAUUGAUUCACUUCUUCAUGACCAUGAAAUUCGAACCAACCGGCAAUCCAAUGUCACCGAGGAAGAAGUGAUAGCAUGGUUAGAUUCAAAGCCACCUAGUUCAGUAUUAUAUGUGUCCUUUGGUAGCGAAGUGGGUCCUGAAAUGGAAGAGUAUCCAAACUUGGCGGAUGCGUUAGAAACAUCGAACCGGCCAUUCAUUUGGGUAAUCCAGCCUGGUUCGGGUGGGUCUGGUCCGCCGCCGCAAUUAUUUGAGGGUCAACCUGGUGCGAAGGCCGGUGAAAGUUAUUUUCCUUGUGAUUUGGACAAAAAGGUUGGUGAAAGAGGUUUGAUAAUACAUGGAUGGGCACCACAAUUGCUAAUACUAAGCCAUCCAUCUACUGGUGGGUUCUUAUCACACUGUGGAUGGAACUCUACGGUGGAAGCUAUUGGGCGUGGGAUCCCAAUUUUAGCAUGGCCUAUUAGAGGCGACCAAAACUACAAUGCCAAACUUGUAGUGAAACAUCUCAAGGUUGGAUGCAUGGUCUCUGAUGAUUUCUCGCAGCUGAUCAAGAAAGAUGAUAUAAUCAAGGGAAUGGAGAGUCUAUGGGGAGAUGAAGAUGUCAAGAACAGGGCAGCUUUGCUUAGUGCUAAAUUUAAGCAUGGGUUUCCAACGAGUUCAGUGAGUUCUUUGGAUGCCUUCAGAGAUCUCAUGAACCAAAAAGCAGUUUGAGCUCGACCACGUGAUUCGGCGUUGGAGCUUCUAAUGUACUGUAGCCGUCAUGUUCUUUACAAAAUCUAGUUUUGCAUGGAAAGUUGUUCUCACUAUAAUAUUGCUUAUCACCUCUUCAGUUUUUCUUCCA